Messenger RNA from Gaeumannomyces tritici R3-111a-1, 2215 nucleotides. RefSeq lists its product as hypothetical. NCBI's taxonomy places the organism in Eukaryota, Fungi, Ascomycota, Sordariomycetes, Magnaporthales, Magnaporthaceae. The record is from RefSeq and is a predicted model, not a curated record. The coding region runs from base 81 to 1733 and encodes 550 amino acids. The transcript is spliced from 3 exons. Gene Ontology annotation, molecular function: monooxygenase activity; oxidoreductase activity, acting on paired donors, with incorporation or reduction of molecular oxygen; iron ion binding.
CUCACCAUCUCUACCAUCAGCUUCGACGCGAUCCCAUCCUUUGCCUGCAAUAUCACAAGGUCGGACCAAACAACGCGAAAAUGCCCUCCAUCAAAGAGGCGCACUGGGCCUCGCUCCUCGAGACCGAUGGAACCACGGGUAGGCUUGCCCUGUGGGCUGGUCUCCUGGGAGCAACGCUCGUGCUGUACGGCCUAGGCAUCGCCGUCUAUCGGAUAUGGUUCCACCCGCUCUCAAAGUUCCCGGGCCCGGUCUCCAUGGCACUCACCGAGUGGACCUUCCUCUACAAGCAGCAUAUGUCGGGGACCAUGACAGCGCAGAUGGGGGAGAUGCACCGCAAGUACGGCAAGAUAGUCCGCGUAUGCCCCAACCGCAUCCUCGUCGAAGGAUCCAUUGGCUGGAACGAUGUUUACGCCCACCGCCCCGGCGGGGACGCAACCGAAUUCCAUAAGCCUUUCAACUACUUUUUUCCAGGCGACCAGGCGAGCCUUAUCGGCGCGCCGACGAGGGACGACCACCGACGCCAACGCCGCCAGCUAGCCCAUGCUUUUAGCGAAGCUGCUAUGGUUGAACAAGCACCUAUUAUCAUGUUUUACAUCGAACUUUUUAUCCAACGCCUGGCGGAAAAUUCGGCCAACGGCCAGCCCGUCGACAUGCUAAAAUGGUUGAAUUUUGUUACCUUCGAUAUCAUCGGCGACCUUUCCUUGGGCGAAUCUUUUCACAGCCUGGAAACUAGCGACUACCACCCCUGGGUACUCAACAUUUUCAAUGGCAUCCGGGGCAUCAAUAAGAGCCGCUUUCUCAAGUCGCUAUGGCCAGUCAUGGCCACCCUGUAUGGCCGCUUCGAGAGCUCCGGGUCACUCAAGGCCAGCAGGGAAAACCUGAACUACGCCCGGGAGAAGGCCCGGGCCCGCCUCGCGCUCGGCCCCGAGCCCCUGGUCGCUGACCGCGAGCAGGUGGUCGGGCUCGACGGGAAGACGAGGAAGAUGACGGUGCGCCGCGACUUCAUGACCUACAUGAUGCGCAACGGCGCCGCCGGCAGUGACGAGAAGUCCGUCAUCACCGAGGAGGAGCUCCUGAACAACGCCUUCCUCAUCAUCACGGCCGGCAGUGAGACCACCGGCACCAACCUGUCGACCCUCUUCUACAUGCUCGGCCUGCCCAGCAACCGCGCGUACCGGGAUACCGUCGCCGCCGAGGUGCGCGCCGCCUUCUCUGAUGCCUCCGAGAUGAACCUGCUCAACGUGAACGCCAAGGCCCUGCCGCUCCUGCACGCCUGCAUCGAGGAGUCGUUGCGUUAUCAUUGUCCCAUCACCAACCCUCCGCCGCGCAUCUCCCGCGGCGCUCCUGUUGGCGGGCACUACAUUCCGAAAGGGGUCGUCAUCAACGUCUCGGGACACGCCACCUUCCGGAGCCCGGAGCACUUCUUCGACGCCGGGUCCUGGCGGCCGGAGCGGUUCCUGCCGGCGGGCCACGCCAUGUACGACGCGCGCUUCGCGAACGACGAUACGUCCGUCUUCAAGCCCUUCAGCCACGGCCCGCGCGACUGCAUCGGCAAGAACCUGUCGUACGCCGAGAUGCGCCUCGUGGCCGCCAACGUCCUGCUCCGCUUCGACGUCGACCUUCACCCCGACACCCCGGCCGACUGGCUCUCGGGCCAGCGCUCCUUUGGCAUCUGGGAGAAGGGGCCCCUGAUGCUGAGGCUCGACGAGCGCAAGGACCUGGUGGCCGCUUAGGGGGAGCUUGUAUUUGCCGAUGGUGGUGGGGGUAGUAUGGUGAGGUUUGGGGGAGUCUGCCUAGUCUGAAUUCUUGCGUGUUCGGGUUGACAGAUUUUUUUUUUUUUUUGUAGAAGCACCAUCAGCCAUUGGCAGACACACAACUUUCCUUUGUACUGACAAUUGAUUUUUGUUUUAUACACAGACAGAUUGAUUCAAUGUCCGUUUGUAUUAUCACAACCCUGGGGGACAUGGUCCGAUUUGUCAAUUGCCCAAUACCCACCCAGGGAACAGCGACCGCCAGUGCUUUGGUGUCAUUCACCUGACUAGGAGCUCAUGAUGGGUGGCCAACUUUAUUUUAUUUUAUUAGAAGUAAGAAAUAACUAUAUAUAUCGUAUACUGGGGUGUGCUUAUGUGCUGCCCCUUUUGACAAGGAAAGGAAUCAGGUCCGAUAGCGUGUAUUUUGUACAAAGAAACCCAAGAUCCCAUAUCACGCAACAAAC